CGUGCACCAAAUGUUGUCCGUGCUUUUCAGGCGCACGGCCCUCUUGCGUGCGCAUGCGCUUUAUCGCGCGCCCACCGUCGCGGCUGCUGCUGUAGCAAGGCGUACCUUCGUCACGAGCUCACCGCGCUUCUUCCCCUCGUCUGAAGCCGCAGCGACGGCGACAGCGCCCAAGCGUACGCGCAAGUCGAGCAGCGUAACCACCGACGAUGCCGACGCCGGUGAUAAACCGAAAGCCAAACCUGGUCGCAAAGCCCAAGCAAAGCCGACAGCAAAGAAAGCCGGGCGCACGGCAAAACCGAAGGUAAAGGCAAGGGCCAAGCCAGGACCGAAACCAAAGCCAAAGCCAAACCCAACGCCAAAGCUGAGGGGAAGGCCCAAAAACAGCAAACCCGCGAAGCCCCCGACAGUGAAGCUCGAGCCAGAGGAUAAGCCGCCCCGCCCACCGGGCAACACGUUCAUACAGUUCUACGUUGAUUUCUAUAAACGGGCUGGUCCCCCAGGCAGCACGGAAGACAGCAGGCUACGAAGUCGCGAGGCGGGCAAAGCUUGGGGGUUGAUGUCUGAUGAAGAAAAAGCUGUCUGGCGCGAAAAAGGACUUGCUGCCCAUGCUGAGUACAAGACGAAGUACACAGCCUGGCUUAAGACGGUCGACAAGACAAAGCUCGCCGAGCUCAAUCGCAGACGCAAGAAACGCGGCAUCUCGCCCAUCACGCAGAACGAACUUCAUCCAAAGCCGCCCAACUCGUUUGUCAGGUUCGCCCAGGAACUCUCUAAGACCAAGUUUAUAAAAGGGAUGCAGCCUCCCGGUGUGAACUAUCCGCCUUACCUCUCGCGAGAGUCUGCUGCCAUAUGGAAAACCAUGAGCGACGCUGAGAAAGCACCGCACAUAUUUUUCCUCGACCAUAGCCGUACGUUGAAGAGUAUCAGCGAGAUAUCGCGGUAUGGAAGGUGGAGCAUAAACGCAGGCUCGCGCAAUGGCGCGAGGAUAAGAUCGCACAGACUGCGAACGAUGCAGAGUGAAAUGAUGCUGAUGUGA
Molecule: messenger RNA, 1036 nt
Organism: Heterobasidion irregulare TC 32-1
Lineage: Eukaryota; Fungi; Basidiomycota; Agaricomycetes; Russulales; Bondarzewiaceae
Exons: 5
Coding region: 11-1036 (341 amino acids)
Source: RefSeq, a predicted model, not a curated record